Molecule: messenger RNA, 1356 nt
Organism: Rhododendron vialii
Lineage: Eukaryota; Viridiplantae; Streptophyta; Magnoliopsida; Ericales; Ericaceae
Exons: 3
Coding region: 110-469 (119 amino acids)
Biological process (GO): protein transport
Source: RefSeq, a predicted model, not a curated record
ACUAUCUCCUCCAGUCUCAGCCUCCAUAGCCAUUUUGUCUUAUUUGCUUUCCAUCUCCUCCUCCACUUCCACCUCCACCACCUCCUCCCCCUUCUUCUCAGGAUUCCCAAUGGCAACUAUGGUGAUAAUAAAGAAGGAAACACUGGUAAUAGAUGUGUUCGGACGGAUAAGAGAUUCAAGAUGGAGGAACAAGUGCGAAAACUUGAUCAAACAAGCUCGAAGUCAACUGUACACUCAGAAGGUUCGGAGGGAGGCAAUCACAAAGCAAUCGACAGCCGACAUUGCUCAACUACUGAUGUCUGGCGAAUAUGAUGGUGCUAUAGCCAGGGUUGACCAACAUCAUCAGAACGAGUGUCUAUUGUCUGCAUACGGUCAAAUUGAGAAAUUCUGUGACACUUUCCUUACCAAUGUCAAUGAAAUUAGCAGCCGGAGGAGGUAUGCGUUGCUGAUUGAUCAUAACAUUUGUUGAGUUUUUGAUGUUUAAUGACUGUUUUAUAUGUUUUGGUUGAUGGUUCGUGUGUAGGUUGACUUAUGAAGUUGUUGAAGCAGUUUCAAGUUUGGUAUUUGCUGCCUCAAAGUGUGGCGAAUUGCCGGAGCUACACCAGAUAAGAAUCCUGGUCAAAAAGCAUUUUGGUGCCGAUUUUGAGAAAACAAGUGUAAAAUUACAACAUGGGAAUUUUGUGAACACCAAAUUAAAGUACAACCUUGGAAACAAAUCACUAUCAGAUGAUGAGAAGGUUGAAAUCAUAACCGAAAUAGCCAGACAGUGCAACAUCCCCCUGAAGCUUGAUCAAAUUGUUGUGGAAAAACCUGUGCCACAGUAUGAAUCUUUGGAUACCAAAUACCAAUGGGGAAGAUCAAAGGCAGCCUUCAAAAACCAAGGCUAAGUUCUCGAAAAUUGGGUUGAAAUUUUCUGUGUUCGAUCCUGGGAGUUUGAUGCGUAUGUGUACAGGGAAUAAUGAUUUACCACAGGGACAUGAUGCUUCGAUAAAAACAGAUGGGGCAUAUGCGCAACUUGAUGGAUCAGGUCGUAAGAACAAAAUGAAUGAUCAAACCAUGUUGAUGAAACUAGGCCUCUCAAGGCCCAAGACUCAUAGUCGAAGAGGACUUUUACGAAAUGAAGACUCGGAGUCUCAGUCAAACAAUGCACACUCAAAGCUUCCAGACUAUGAUGUGCUAGUGGCCACAUUUUCAGAGUACAAGGAAAGCAAUACCAAUGACAGAACUACUCGUAAGGAGAAGGGGCGGUUUUGAGUCGUUUUUCUGUUACUAGAUUGUGCCACCGAUUGGAUGCUAUAAUUUUUCUUUCAACCAUUGUCGAUAACAUUAUCUGUAAUUUGUUUCUUGGGAAAUUGU